AUGCCCUCCGAGGCGCCCGGCAGCGGCGAGGGCGCGGACGCGGGCGCUCCGCGGGAGCGGCGGAGGCGGCGGGGCCGUGCGCGGGCGCGGACCGAGGCGCUGCUGCACACGUUGAAGCGAAGCCGGCGGGUCAAGGCCAACGACCGCGAGCGGAACCGCAUGCACCACCUCAACGCCGCGCUGGACGAGCUCCGCAGCGUCCUGCCCACCUUCCCCGACGACACCAAGCUCACCAAGAUCGAGACCCUGCGCUUCGCCUACAACUACAUCUGGGCGCUGUCCGAGACCCUCCGCCUGGCCGAGCAGUGCCUCCCUCCUCCCGGCCCGUUCCGCGGGGCCGCCGCGCCCCCCAGCCCCGGUAGCGACGCGGGGUCGUGGCUGUCCAGCGCCUCGCCGUCCGCCCCCUCGCUCUGCGCCUCCGCCUCGGGCCCCAGCAGCCCGGCCACCUCCGAGGACUGCGCUUACCCCCCGGCCGACAGCCUGCGGGGGUUCCGCGGGCUGCCCGCGGCCCCGGGCGCGCCCCUCCGCUAG
Messenger RNA from Lepidothrix coronata (blue-crowned manakin), 531 nucleotides. RefSeq names its product neurogenin 1 (gene NEUROG1). Lineage: Eukaryota; Metazoa; Chordata; Aves; Passeriformes; Pipridae. Gene Ontology annotation, molecular function: protein dimerization activity. The record is from RefSeq and is a predicted model, not a curated record. The transcript has a single exon. Bases 1 to 531 code for a protein of 176 amino acids.